AUGAAGGGCAAGGUUUAUCUUGUUGGAUCUCGAUCUAGUCUUGCCAACAGAUUCAAGUUAGAGGCAGUACAAGAUGGUUGCUGCAUUCAUGCAGAAUCUUCAGAUGAUUGUGGUGGCGGCAAUGUUGAGAGUUGUAGCAAUAAUGGUCAAAGUGAUGGUUGUUAUGAUAACAAUAUUGGCAAUGACACAAGUUGUUAUGAUAACAAUAUUGGCAAUGGUGGUGGUGAUGGUGUGUAG
Sphenostylis stenocarpa is the source of this 237-nucleotide messenger RNA. Lineage: Eukaryota; Viridiplantae; Streptophyta; Magnoliopsida; Fabales; Fabaceae. The record is from the annotation of a GenBank genome assembly.